AUGCCUGAUACCUCACUGGAUAUUCAACAGAAUAUGCAUAUUUCACGAGACGAUAUGCAAAUUAUCCGUUUACCUGAGUUAUUUUUACCUCAAUUUGGAGAAUGUCCUACUUUUCAAAACUGCGCAAUUUCCUCCGAAUCUCCAGAACAAAUAUCUCAAGUCCUAAAUAAGCAUUUGUUGGAACGUAUUAACACUUUCGGACCCUUAACUGUAGCUGAAUAUAUGAAAGAAUGUUUAUCUAACCCACUAUAUGGUUAUUAUAAUACACAUAGUGUUUUCGGAAAAUCUGGAGAUUUUACCACUUCACCUGAAAUAUGUCAAAUCUUUGGUGAGUUGAUAGGUGUAUGGUUGCUGGAAGAAUGGAAAAGACAAAACAGCCCUAAACACCUACAACUCGUCGAACUUGGUCCAGGACGUGGCACACUUUGCUCUGAUAUACUAAGGGUUUUUUCCAAAUUCCCAGACAUAUAUUCAACAUUAUCAAUACACUUAGUUGAAAUAAGUCAAUCAAUGCAACAGACUCAAAAGCAAACAAUGGAAAAAACUGUGUCAUGUUUAGAUAAUAAACCUCCACCUAUAUUUUGGCAUACUGACUUACGCCAAGUUCCUGAAAAGUUCUCAUUUUUUAUAGGUCACGAAUUUUUCGAUGUGCUUCCAGUUCAUUGUUUUCAGAAACAUGAAGGAAAAUGGCACGAAGUUUUAGUUAGCUCCAUGAUGAAUUCUAAUAGCUUAUGUUUUGUACGUUCAAGCACAAAAACUCCAGCAUCAAUAGCAUAUCUUCCGUUAGUUCCUAAUCUGUCGAACCGAAACUCUGUGGAAAUCUGUCCUGAUAUGAUAUGUAUCACACAGUUAUUAUGCAAACGAAUUAAUAAAACGGGUGGUAGUGCACUGUUGAUUGAUUAUGGUCAUGAAGGUGAAAAAGGUGAUACAUUUCGUGGUUUUCAUAAACAUUCAGUUUGUGAUCCUCUCAUCAAUCCUGGUCACACUGAUCUAACAUGUGAUGUUGAUUUAGUAUUUUAUGUCAAGCAGUCAAAAACUCUGAUGCUAAAGUCAAACUUCAUGGCCCUGUAA
Messenger RNA from Schistosoma mattheei, 1071 nucleotides. NCBI's taxonomy places the organism in Eukaryota, Metazoa, Platyhelminthes, Trematoda, Strigeidida, Schistosomatidae. The record is from the annotation of a GenBank genome assembly.